UAUCCAAACAUGAUGGAGAGCCCGGAGCUCCGGUGGGGAUUCAUCCGCAAGGUUUACCUCAUCGUCGCCAUGCAAAUCCUCAUCACCAUCAUCAUCGCCGCGGUCAUGAACAUAGUUCCUUCGAUCCAUGUCUUUUUCGUCAGCCGCACCUCGAACUCGAUCAUCCUCGCGUUCGUCAUCAUGAUUUUACCUCUGUUAGUGAUGAUACCGAUGGUGUUCUUGAGCAAUCGCCACCCGGUAAACAUGAUUUUGCUGGUGCUGUUUACGAUAUGUAUGGGGAUGUCUAUCGGAUUGGCGUGCUCCGGCCGUCAAGGCAACGUGGUGUUAGAAGCUGCAGCAUUAACGGCCAUAGUUUUCAUGGGCCUCACUCUCUACACCUUUUGGGCCGCCAAAAGAGGCCAUGAUUUCAGCUUCCUCGGCCCAUUUCUCUUUGCAGCUCUUCUCUGCCUCACCAUUUUCUCUCUUAUUCAGAUAUUUUUUCCCUUGGGAAAGACGACGACAAUGGUAUUUGGGUGCAUAUCGGCAAUCAUCUUCUCCGGCUUCAUUGUCUAUGACACCGACAACCUCAUCAAGCGCCAUAGCUACGAUGAGUACGUCCCGGCCGCUAUCUCUUUAUAUCUCGAUAUCAUCAAUUUGUUCUUAGCCUUGCUCAGCAUAAUGGAAGAGUGA
Molecule: messenger RNA, 669 nt
Organism: Zingiber officinale
Lineage: Eukaryota; Viridiplantae; Streptophyta; Magnoliopsida; Zingiberales; Zingiberaceae
Product: protein LIFEGUARD 4-like
Exons: 4
Coding region: 10-669 (219 amino acids)
Cellular component (GO): membrane
Source: RefSeq, a predicted model, not a curated record